Molecule: messenger RNA, 1242 nt
Organism: Aureobasidium pullulans EXF-150
Lineage: Eukaryota; Fungi; Ascomycota; Dothideomycetes; Dothideales; Saccotheciaceae
Product: nicotinate-nucleotide pyrophosphorylase
Exons: 2
Coding region: 110-1057 (315 amino acids)
Biological process (GO): NAD+ biosynthetic process; quinolinate catabolic process
Cellular component (GO): cytoplasm
Molecular function (GO): nicotinate-nucleotide diphosphorylase (carboxylating) activity
Source: RefSeq, a predicted model, not a curated record
CUCUGGACUUUGUCAUAGAUUCUGUUGACGUGCUUGACUUGUGACAAUCGACAAGAAGCACUUAGUCUCCGUACCACGUUACACACCACCACUACACACUUCCGCAAACAUGCCAAUCACAUCCGGCGCACCUGCCCAUGGCAACCCAGCACACUUGCUUCCUCCAUCCUGGACCAGUGUUAUCAGCGCCUGGCUCGCCGAAGACACACCUUCCUUCGACUAUGGUGGUUUCGUCGUAGGCGCCGCACCAGCAACUGCUCGCCUCCUCGCCAAAUCCCCUGGUAUCCUCGCCGGUGUCCCUUUCGUGGACGAGAUCUUCAAGCAAUUGGACUGUAAAGUGGAGUGGCUGGUCAAGGAAGGCGAACUCGUGGGUCAGAAUGGCAAACAACAUGUAGCCACCGUAACAGGACCCACAAGAAAUCUCCUGCUGGGCGAAAGAGUAGCUUUGAAUGUCAUCGCCAGAUGUUCAGGAAUCGCUACAAAAUCAGACUCACUCCUCCAACUCCUCCGCAAAGCCGGCUACAAAAACACCCUCGCCGGCACCAGAAAAACCACCCCUGGCUUCCGCCUCGUCGAAAAAUACGGCAUGCUCGUCGGCGGCUGCGACCCCCACCGUCAAGACCUCUCGACCAUGACAAUGUUAAAAGACAACCACAUCUGGGCCUGCGACAACAACAUCUCCACCGCCGUCCUCGCCGCAAAAUCCGCAGGCGGUUUCGCCAUAAAAGUGGAGGUGGAAUGUCAGAGCUUGAAUGAAGCGAAUCAAGCUAUCGAGGCAGGGGCUGAUGUGGUCAUGCUUGAUAAUUUUACACCGGGGGAUAUGAAGGAGGCGGCGAGGAAGAUUAAAGAGAAAUAUGGGGGUGGGGUUAGGGGGCCGCUUGUGGAGGUUAGUGGUGGCUUGACUGAGGAGAAUGUUAGGGAUUAUGUUAGUGAUGAUGUGGAUGUUAUUUCGUCGAGUAGUAUUCAUCAGGGCACCAAGCAUGUGGAUUUCUCGUUGAAGAUUGUGCCCAAGGGGGCGGAGGUUGAGGAUGGCAAGGGCGAGAGUGUUGCUACUUGAUUGGUUUGAGAAGCAGCAUUGGAUAUUGAUGUUCAUGCACAGAAUACAAAGAGAAAGAUUCAGGAUACAACAGGCAACUGACAACUGAAGCGACCUAAGAGCAUUUUAAACAAGCAUGAGAACAUACCGUGUCACAAUGAAUACAAAAGAGCGAGAGUGGUGAUACAUACAUUCCAAACCGAGAG